UAAAGGUCUUCCUUAUCGUAUAAUUAUAUAAGAGGAUGACGACGCCACGUUUUUCCCGGUUCAACGCGCUCACAAAUGUUCAUUUGAUUUGACCAACGACUAGCCUCAUGGAUUUGACGGAGCUGAAAACGGCGGUGGAGGAAGCGGAGCUCGUCGACGCCCACGCCCACAACAUCGUCGCCGCCGACUCCACCAUCCCCUUCAUCAGCUGCUUCUCCGAAGCCACUGGCGACGCCUUAUCCUACGCACCCCAUUCCCUCUCCUUCAAGAGGAAUUUGAAGGAUGUCGCCGAGCUCUACGGAUCGGAAAAAACCUUGCAUGGAGUAGAAGAAUACCGGAGACUCGCCGGAUUGCAGGCAAUCAGCUUGGCGUGCUUCAAAGCUGCAAGAAUCUCUGUCAUUCUCAUUGAUGAUGGGUUGAGGUUUGACAAGAAGCUCGACAUAGAUUGGCAUAAAAAUUUCACGCCGGUUGUUGGCCAGAUUUUGAGAAUUGAGUAUUUGGCUGAGGAAAUUCUCAAUGAAGAAUUGCCCAGUGGAUCGUCUUGGACACUGGAUUUGUUCACCGAAAAGUUUGUUGGAAAAUUGAAAUCAGUUGGCAAUAAGAUUUUUGGCUUGAAAAGUAUAGCUGCAUAUCGCUGUGGCCUGGAAAUUAAUACAAAUGUUACGUGGUGCCCUGUUCGCAUAUCAAAUAAAAGUUUUAUCGACUUUAUCUUCACUCGUAGUUUGGAGGUUGCUCUGCUUUUUGACUUGCCCAUGCAGAUACAUACGGGUUUUGGUGAUAAAGAUUUGGAUAUGCGGCUAUCCAAUCCUCUUCAUCUUCGGGAUGUUCUUGAGGACAAGAGAUUUUCUAAAUGCCGUAUAGUUCUUUUACAUGCAUCCUACCCAUUUUCAAAAGAAGCAUCAUACCUAGCCUCCAUUUAUCCCCAGGUGUACCUUGACUUUGGGUUGGCUGUUCCUAAGCUCAGUGUCCAUGGGAUGAUAUCUUCAGUCAAGGAACUUUUAGAGCUAGCUCCAAUUAAGAAGGUGAUGUUUAGCACUGACGGCUACGCAUUUCCUGAAACUUUCUACUUAGGUGCAAAAAAAGCACGUGAAGUUGUUUUCUCUGUCCUACGGGAUGCUUGCGCUGACGGCGAUCUCUCAGUCCCUGAAGCUGUUGAGGCUGCUAAAGACAUAUUUUCACAAAAUGCGAUUCAGUUUUACAAGAUUAAUUAUACUGUAAAAUCUUCUGGUUCAAAUAAUUAUGUAUCACCGGACUUCGUGAAGGUGAACAGUAAUGACUCAGAAAAUGAUGUCUCACUUGUUCGUGUUAUCUGGAGUGAUACUUCAGGACAACAGAGAUGCCGUGUUGUUCCCAAAAAGCGAUUCAAUGAUGUUGUUAUAAAAAAUGGUAUUGGUCUGACUUUUGCUUCUAUGGGAAUGACUUCAUUCGUUGAUGGUCCGGCUGAUGAGACUAAUUUGACUGGAGUGGGUGAGAUCAGACUCAUGCCUGAUUUAUCGACUAAACGGAAAAUUCCAUGGGUAGAACAAGAGGAGAUGGUUUUGGCCGAUAUGCAUCUAAAACCGGGUGAAGCAUGGGAAUACUGCCCAAGAGAAGCCUUACGUAGGGUUUCAAAAAUUUUGAAAGAUGAUUUUAACUUGGAUAUGAAUGCAGGAUUUGAGAAUGAGUUUUUUCUCUUGAAAGGUAUACUAAGGGAUGGGAGGGAGGAAUUGACCAUUGACUCAACACCCUACUGCUCUACAUCGGCAUAUGAUUCUGCUUCGUAUUUAUUUCACGAAAUUGUUCCUGCUCUUCAUUCAUUGAAUAUUACCGUGGAGCAGUUACAUGCAGAAGCUGGGAAAGGUCAAUUUGAGAUGGUACUUGGGCACACAGCUUGUAUGCACGCUGCUGACAACCUGAUUUAUACUCGUGAAGUUAUUAGAGCCAUUGCAAGGAAACGUGGAUUGUUGGCAACUUUCAUGCCUAAGUAUGCUCUUGAUGACAUUGGCUCUGGCGCGCAUGUACAUCUUAGUUUGUGGCAGAAUGGCACAAAUGUGUUUACAGCAUCUGGUGGUUCCUCUCGGCAUGGAAUGUCAAAGAUUGGGGAAGAAUUCCUGGCAGGGGUUUUACACCAUCUUCCUGCAAUUUUGGCAUUUAUAGCACCGAUUCCAAAUAGUUAUGACCGAAUUCAACCUAAUACAUGGAGUGGAGCAUACAAGUGUUGGGGAAAAGAAAACAAAGAAGCUCCGUUAAGAACUGCAUGCCCACCUGGAAUACAAGCUGGUUUGGUGAGCAACUUUGAGGUUAAAUCAUUUGAUGGAUGUGCAAAUCCACACUUAGGCUUGGCUGCAAUACUUGCUGCUGGUAUUGAUGGUCUUAGGAAUCAUCUUCAUCUCCCUGAACCUGUUGAUACAAAUCCUUCUGGCCUUGGUGCAGAAGUAGAAAGGUUGCCGAAAUCACUUUCUGAAUCUUUAGAAGCUCUCAAGGAAGACAAUUUGUUCGCAGAUUUACUUGGGGAAAACCUAUUGGUUGCGAUAAAAGGGGUCCGCAAGGCAGAGAUUGACUACUACUCGAAGAACAAAGAUGCAUACAAGCAACUUAUAUACCGCUAUUGAGUUAAUUAGCUUAUUGUCUUGUGACUAUUCCUGGUUUAGUCAAGCUCUGAUCCUGUACUUUCUUAAGCUCCUCUACCGAACGUAAACGAGUUUGGAAAUAAUGUAAGCACUAAGCAUAAGUGAUGCUAUACAAACUUAAAACUAUAUUUUCUACCGAACGUAAACAUGUAUGGAUUAAUGUAGAAUAUUUUAUAUGGUCAA
Pyrus x bretschneideri (Chinese white pear) is the source of this 2792-nucleotide messenger RNA. RefSeq names its product protein fluG. NCBI's taxonomy places the organism in Eukaryota, Viridiplantae, Streptophyta, Magnoliopsida, Rosales, Rosaceae. Gene Ontology annotation, molecular function: hydrolase activity; glutamine synthetase activity. The record is from RefSeq and is a predicted model, not a curated record.